Sinocyclocheilus rhinocerous is the source of this 2477-nucleotide messenger RNA. RefSeq names its product kinesin family member 3A (gene kif3a). The coding region runs from base 119 to 1906 and encodes 595 amino acids. The transcript is spliced from 16 exons. Gene Ontology annotation, cellular component: microtubule. NCBI's taxonomy places the organism in Eukaryota, Metazoa, Chordata, Actinopteri, Cypriniformes, Cyprinidae. The record is from RefSeq and is a predicted model, not a curated record. Gene Ontology annotation, molecular function: ATP binding; microtubule binding; microtubule motor activity. Gene Ontology annotation, biological process: mitotic cell cycle; microtubule-based movement.
GGCGCGCAGGUUGGGACGCGCGCUUGAGCUGGAAAAAUACAUCAUCCACCGAUUAUCAUUGCAGACGAAACCUCGUUUAUUUAAGUUCUAAUAAAGAGCCAUAUAUCCGAUUCUGAAAAUGCCGAGUAAUAAGCUGGAUAAACCAGAGAAGGUGGAGGUGAGUGAUAAUGUGAAGGUGGUGGUGAGAUGUCGACCCCUCAACGAGAAGGAGAAGAUGAUGGCACACAAGCAGGCCGUCGCCGUGGACGAGAUCCGGGGAACGAUUACUGUGAACAAACUUGAUAUGACUAGUGAGCCGCCAAAGACGUUCACCUUCGACACGGUGUUCGGUCCAGACAGUAAACAGCUGGAUGUGUACAAUUUAACAGCUCGACCUAUUAUUGACUCAGUAUUAGAGGGUUACAAUGGAACCAUAUUUGCAUACGGCCAGACAGGCACAGGGAAGACGUUCACUAUGGAGGGUGUCAGGGCAGUGCCUGAACUCAGAGGAAUCAUCCCAAAUUCAUUCGCUCAUGUAUUUGGUCACAUUGCAAAAGCAGAAGGAGACACCAGGUUUCUGGUAAGAGUUUCAUAUUUGGAAAUAUACAAUGAGGAGGUGAGAGACCUGUUAGGAAAGGACCAGAUGCAGAGGCUGGAGGUCAAGGAGAGACCUGAUGUAGGAGUUUACAUCAAGGAUCUUUCUGGAUAUGUGGUAAACAAUGCUGACGACAUGGACCGGAUUAUGACCCUUGGACACAAAAACCGUGAGGCAUGCAAAUGUGCAAACAUCGGCCCAGCAGAUUACAACUACGAUGAAACCAUCAGUACGCUCCGUUAUGCCAACCGUGCCAAAAACAUCAAGAAUAAGGCCAGGAUUAAUGAGGACCCCAAGGAUGCACUGCUGCGGCAGUUUCAGAAGGAAAUUGAAGAUCUCAAGAAAAAACUGGAAGAAGGUGAGGAGAUCUCUGGCUCUGAUGGCAGUGGAUCAGAUGACAUGGAUGAAGGAGAACAUGAAGUCGGAGAAGGAGGCGAGAGACGCAGGAAACGAAGAGGGAGGAAGAAGGUGUCUCCUGACAAGAUGGUGGAGAUGCAAGCUAAGAUCGAAGAGGAACGGAAAGCACUGGAGGCCAAACUGGACAUGGAGGAGGAAGAGAGGAACAAAGCACGUGCAGAGCUUGAGAAGAGAGAGAAGGACCUUCUCAAAGCCCAACAGGAACAUCACUUAUUACUCGAGAAGCUGUCUGCUCUGGAGAAGAGGGUUAUUGUUGGUGGAGUUGAUUUAUUGGCUAAAGCUGAGGAGCAGGAGAAGCUUCUGGAAGAAUCCAACAAUGAACUGGAGGAGAGGAGGAAGAGGGCCGAGCAGCUCCGGAGAGAACUGGAAGAAAAGGAGCAAGAGCGCUUGGACAUCGAGGAGAAAUACACCAGUUUACAGGAAGAAGCUCAAGGCAAGACCAAGAAACUGAAGAAAGUCUGGACCAUGUUGAUGGCAGCAAAAUCUGAGAUGGCUGAUCUGCAGCAGGAGCAUCACAGAGAGAUCGAAGGUCUGCUGGAAAACAUCCGGCAGCUGAGCAGAGAGCUGCGGCUACAGAUGCUCAUCAUUGAUAACUUUAUUCCUCAGGAAUAUCAGGAGAUGGUUGAGAACUAUGUGCACUGGAAUGAGGACAUUGGAGAAUGGCAGCUGAAAUGUGUGGCCUACACAGGCAACAACAUGAGAAAACAGACACCUGUGUCGGACAAGAAAGAAAAAGAUCCAUUUGAAGUGGACCUGUCCCAUGUUUAUCUGGCCUACACUGAGGAGAGCAUGAGACAGUCCCUAAUGAAACUAGAAAGGCCUCGGACAUCAAAGAGUGGAAAGUCCAGGCCUAAAACUGGUCGUAGGAAACGUUCCUCCAAACCAGAGGCUGUGAUUGAAUCCCUGCUACAGUGAGCCUUUUGUGAGAUGAAGACCACCAUAUUUUGUGCAUUUUCAAGGCCAGUCCAGUAUAUAUCUUAGGAAAUACUGAUACUUGUGAUGAUAAGGCACUUUGACAUAAGUGGAUAUGAAAAUAAAUCAUGUGUUAAUAUGCGGGAACUCCAGAGCUGGGUUUAGGUGAGGAUAGUUUGCUGUAAAAUGUCUGUUAACGAUAGCACUCCAAAAGGCACAUUUCACCUUUAACAUAAACACUGUUACUGUAUAUUCUGCUUUACACUGAUGGCUGGAGCGAGCAGGUUAUUAAUGCGACACAUAAGAUGAGCUUGCCGUCAGGGAAUAUGCUAUUGAGAAACGAAUCUAAUCUUAAUGUUUUAUACAGUUGGCAGCGUGCAAUUGCUUUAGCUCGAUGUACACAAGCUAUGCUACUUAAAUUUUUUUUUAUAGUGAGAAUGUGCAUGCCAUGUUUCCCUGGCUGUGGUGCCAUUAGCUCAAUUUACUCUAAUUGUAAUGUAUUUCCAUUGUGCACUGUAGUAAACCAUUAGUCUUAUGUAAACAUGUUUACAUUUUACAGUUUUUUCCCCCCUGU